Messenger RNA from Eleginops maclovinus (Patagonian blennie), 3720 nucleotides. It is a transcript of the gene tmtc1, whose product is annotated as transmembrane O-mannosyltransferase targeting cadherins 1. Gene Ontology annotation, molecular function: mannosyltransferase activity; protein binding. The record is from RefSeq and is a predicted model, not a curated record. Lineage: Eukaryota; Metazoa; Chordata; Actinopteri; Perciformes; Eleginopidae. The transcript is spliced from 19 exons. Gene Ontology annotation, biological process: RNA processing; protein O-linked glycosylation via mannose. The coding region runs from base 109 to 2715 and encodes 868 amino acids.
CUCUGGUCCACACACACAGCCGCUCUCUAUCGGCGGGAUGGACGUGUUAUCCCGGCCCCCUGGAUCUAUCCUCAGCACAGCGCUGCAGCGGGACAAGCCAGGCCCGACAUGAGAGCACUGGGACGGGAGAAGAAGUCCCGCCUGCCGCCACGGCUCACCGUCCAGCCCGAGGCGGUGUUGGCUGUGGGUCGAUACGCCCUACUCGCCGCGGUGUGCGCCCUCUGCUACAGCAGCUCUCUCCACGGAGAGUUGGUGCACGACGACGUGUGGGCUAUUAUCAACAACCCGGACGUCCGACCCGGCUCCAGCCUAAAGAACGUCUUCAGCAACGACUUCUGGGGCAAAAGGAUGGCGGACAACACGAGCCACAAGUCCUACAGACCGCUGUGCAUACUCACCUUCAGGUUGAACAUCCUGCUAGGCGGCAUGACACCUCUCUACUUCCACAUCAUCAACGUGUGUUUGCACUGCGCUGUAACCUGCCUGCUCAUGCACACGUGUGAGCGCUGCGUGUUUGAAGACUCACGCCUGGCCUUUGUCACAGCACUUCUGUUUGCUGUGCACCCCAUCCACACUGAAGCCGUGUCUGGUAUCGUGGGCAGGGCUGAUGUCUUAGCAUGUCUCCUUUUCUUGCUGACAUUCCUCUCCUACAUCAGGAGUGUGGGUGUGUGUAUGUGUGAGGGCACACUGCCACCCACGAUGUCAGGAUGGUUUCUGCUGGCCAGUUUGUUGCUGGGCACCUGUGCCAUGCUAGUGAAGGAGACAGGCAUCACGGUGUUCGCCGUGUGCGUGCUCUACGACGCCCUGGUACUGUGCCGCAGACCUUUCAUCCAUCAGCUGUCAGGCUCCAGAGUAAGAGACCUCCGCUCCGUCUGCAGUCCCUUCAUCAAACGAGCAUGCCUCAUCUCUGGCUUUGUACUCGUCAUCAUGUCCGUCAGGCUGUGGCUGAUGGGAGGAUCCAUGCCUCUGUUCUCUGAACAGGACAACCCUGCCUCCUUCUCCCCACACCUGCUUACCAGGAUGUUGACCUAUUCGUACCUGCUGUCUUUCAAUGCCUGGCUGCUGCUGGCCCCCGUCGUGCUGUGUUAUGAUUGGCAGGUAGGCAGUAUCCCCCUGGUGGAGUCGCUGGGGGACAUCCGCAAUGUGUCCACUGUGCUGCUGGCCGCGGUGAUAGUCGCCCUCUGCCUCAGCUGCGUCUUCUCACUGCAGGGCCCGGGGAGCAGGGAGGUGUUGGUUGGAAUGUUAUUCCUGAUGUUUCCCUUCAUUCCCGCCAGUAACCUUUUCUUCAGGGUUGGAUUUGUCGUAGCAGAGAGGGUUCUCUACAUGCCAAGUAUGGGUUACUGUAUCCUGGUGGCUCACGGCCUGGGGCGUUUGUGUUCGCUGGUUGGCCGUUGGGGUACCACAGUCCUCAGCGUGUCCAUGCUGCUGCUGCUCCUGCUCUUCUCCUGGAAGACCGUCCAGCAGAACCAUGUCUGGCUCUCCAGGGAGGCCCUCUUCCGCUCUGGUAUCCAGACUCUGCCACACAAUGCCAAAGUCCACUACAACUACGCAAACUUCCUGAAAGACAACAGCCGGCCCCAGGAGGCCAUUCACCACUACACCACUGCCCUCAGAUUAUACCCCCGCCAUGCCAGCGCCAUGAACAAUCUGGGCACUCUGACUCGUGACCCAGAGGAGGCUGAGCGCUACUACAGGAAGGCACUGGACACCAACCCUCAGCAUAACCGAGCUCUGUUUAACCUGGGGAACCUCCUCAAGUCACUUGGGAAGGAAGAAGAAGCUGAGACUCUGCUGAAGCACUCCAUACACUUCGGUCCACAUUUUGCUGAUGCUUACUCCAGUCUGGCAUCACUCUAUGCUGAACAGAAACGCUUUGCUGAAGCCAAAGAAGUGUAUUUGGAAGGAAUAGGGAAGUGUCCGGACAGUUCCGACCUGCAUAAUAACUACGGAGUGUUUCUUGUGGAUACUGGAGAGGGGGAGCUGGCAGCCGCUCACUACCAGCAGGCUGUCAGACUUAAACCAGCGCACUAUGUUGCCAUGGUGAACCUGGGCCGUCUACUGCGAUCAUCCAAUGAGAACACAGAAGCGGAGUCUUGGUACAAGAGGGCGCUGCAGGUGUCGAGGAAGGUGGACAUCCUGACUCCGCUUGGAGCUCUCUACUACAACACGGGCCGCUACGACGAGGCCCUGCAGGUGUACAGCGAGGCUGCUGCCCUGCAGCCCCACAGCACCGACAUCUGGCUGGCUCUGGCUCAGGUAUUAGCUAUGGCUGGUCGCAGCAAAGAGUCGGAGAAGAUGACGCUGGACAUCAUAUCCAGAGAGGGCGGCUGCAUUGAGUGUUACCGCCUUCUUUCUGCCAUCUACAGCAAGCGCGGAAACUACACACAGGCGCUGGCUGCUCUGGACCAAGCCCUGCAGCAGAGUCCCAGUGAUUUGACCGUGAGAGCAGAGCUGUAUUUCUCCAAAGGAAACCAGCUCAGAGAGAUGAACCAGCUGGACCGAGCCUUCCAGAGCUACAAGCUAGCUGUGGAACUGAAACCGGAUCAGUCCCAGGCCUGGAUGAACAUGGGGGGGAUUCAGCACAUCAAGGGAGACUAUGCAGCUGCCAGGAUGUAUUACCAGCGGGCCCUGCUCCUGAGCCCCGGCUCCAAACUCCUGAAGGAAAACCUGGCCAAGCUGGACCGAUUGGAGAGGAAAGUGACAGGGGGAUCGUAGAGCACCACAUGCCCCCACAUGACAACUUGUCUGGAACCCAGACACCAGCCACAGGCUGGUUACUAAGACGACAGGCCUGAGAGCAGAGGAGGAGAGAACACUCUUCAGGUCCGGUCUUGUGCAGUGAGAGACGGGGGAGCCACAGUCAGGAAGCUUCCCUCGUGGGGGCAGGGGGGACCACUGGCCAAGACGAUUGGAGCUCCAUGUGAUCUGCAUCAGCAUUACUUCAAUAGCCACAUCUGCUUUAAACAUUUGUGUUUGAUUGAUUUAUUGUUUAGCAUUAUGUAAAGUCAUCUCCUUUAUGUACUUAAUCACAGAGGGAAACUCAGUCUGUUAGAAUGUUUUACAAGAAGUGCAGUGAAAGUGUGAGGGGAAAUGUUUUUAUUAUGAAAGUUAUGAGCUUGGGAACAAAAUCUCUCUCAAAGGUCCACUUUGUAGCUUUAAGAACUUUCUUUAAGUCUAUGUGUUAUGUUUGAUGUUGGAUGUGAAUGUCCACUGGGAUAUUCACAUUAUCGCUCAUCAACCAUAAGAAGGACAAGUUACAAGCAAGGUUGGGAAAGCUUGCUGUAUACUCUUCUUUAUAAGUAGUUCACCAAAGAUAUACAACUGAAGGCACAGGAAAUCUAAUAAGUGCACUUUUGAGCUUAGUUCAUUGUGCUGCACAUGAAGAAAAUGGGUUGACAAGAUAAACUGUAAGCCCACUGUAUCCACUAUACUCUCUGGAGUAUAUCAAUGAGUACAAAAGAUGUAAAGAUCUCAGAAUGUAUGAGAAAUGGAUUAGGAUUCAUACCAGCUGCUUUCUAUUUAGACAUGAACUGAACUAGGUUCAAAUGACUUCUAUUUCCAUAACAAGCUGCAGGUCGGACCUGAUGUUUGGUUGCGUGUUGUGACUCUUGACAGUUGUUUUGAUUGUAAAUGGAUUUUGUUGUUGAAAUGGAAUGAAAUGAAGUGACGAGUGCAAUGACUGAAAUGCACCAGGAAAAUAAAGUAUAUGUUUUUAUUAAA